Penicillium salamii is the source of this 891-nucleotide messenger RNA. The record is from the annotation of a GenBank genome assembly. NCBI's taxonomy places the organism in Eukaryota, Fungi, Ascomycota, Eurotiomycetes, Eurotiales, Aspergillaceae.
AUGCCAACAUUCACCAAAGCCGAGCUCGAACGCGUCGGAAUUACGACCGGAUCUUUUGAUAUCUGGAAUGCCGCCUCUAUGAGUGAUAGCAGAAAAUGCCUUUUCACACCAUUUGAUGAGGAAGAACUCAGAAGGUGGACGAUACCGGCAGACAUGGCCCAAUGGGAAAGCAUGAGAGAGCGAUUGGAUCUGAAAGAGGUGGACGCCAACUCCGAACUUGCUCUGAGCCCUAGCCCUAGCGAGAUACGCAAGGGAAUCAAAGACAUUAUGGCCUAUCUCAACACCAACUAUAUGUUCCGGUCCAUUGGCUCAACCAAACUCUGUUCCGCGCUCGGAUGGACUGUUAUCGACCCUCGGUCAGUCGACUGUCGAAACAAGGACUUUCUUUUCUCCGGACAUGGAACCAAGGUAGGAACAAUCUUCCCAUCGUGGCAGGUCUGGUCAAUCCAAGGGUGGCGCGAGAAAAAUCCCGCAGGCGCCGGCUUUCACAUCGGCCCAUCUAUCCGCAUGAUCAUCAGCACUGAAGCCAUUGGUCCCUGCGACCGCAUUCUUCUCAACGAGAUUGGGGCCAUAGCUGAGUGCAUUGCCUUCCGCCGACGCCAGCAAGUCUUCCCACCAUACCCCAUCAUCCCGAUUCUCUUGCUAUCCCUCUUUGGGCGACGCAAUGGGCGCAUCAUCCAAGCUCGCUAUGACGUGCAUUCUGGGAAGACAGAGCUGCUCAUUUCUCCGCUCCUUUCCUUCUGGAGGAAGGAAGACCCUUCCUUCGAGAUUUUCCUGCGGUUCAUGGCAAGCUGCCCACCUGAGUCGUGUUCUCUUGACGAGCAACUUUCUCGGAUGUCAAUUUCAGGUCCCCCUGCUGGCCCAGAUCCAGAAAUGUUCCGAGGGAACUAG